Messenger RNA from Peronospora belbahrii, 1083 nucleotides. Lineage: Eukaryota; Oomycota; Peronosporomycetes; Peronosporales; Peronosporaceae. The record is from the annotation of a GenBank genome assembly.
AUGGCUACAGGUCUCCCUCGCUCAGCUUCCUUAUCUUGCGAUACUCCAAGUGGAUCUGAUCUCAAGACAAAAUCAAAGCUGCAUAUGGCGCCGUCUAGUAUGGUAUCUGCAGCUUCAAGUCCGUUAAAACCUGGGAUGGAUGUAUCAUUAGAGAAGAAGCAAGGAGAAUAUGAAGCAGAAGUGAAGGCUUCAAUGCAGAAAAAACCUUCGAUAAAUAAAACAAGGCGUGACCGAAGCUCGAAACCAAAAAAGAAGGAUACGGCAUCAUGUGUGGGCUACUAUAUUGAUGCUUUGGACAAGAAAAUGUUAUGGGGUGAAGCCAAAAUUGUUGAUUGCAAUCUUACUACUCAGAAGAUCAAGGUGCAUUUUGUAGGCUGGAAUAGCAACCACGACGUUUGGACGGAUGCCAUGUCCAUUUCGGCUCAUGGCCGCUAUGCUCAUUGCACAAAGGAUAGUAAUGUAAAGAGCUGGAAUGGCGACAUGCACCUUUUUGACGAUAUGCUCGGUCCGAUGGACGAGGCGAUGUUUGCGACAGCGCCAGCUCCACUAGAAAACAAGAAACGGGUCGCUGUAUUGCCACUUUCUGCCGCAAAGAAGGCCAAAAUGAUCAAGAAAUCUGCUUGUACGACGCGCGAUUGCAAAAGUGAGAGGUCAGUGCUGAAAAGAAAAAGUGAUGUGGGUAGUGGCAAGAAGGACCAGGUGAAACACGUAGCUGCAACACCAAAAGUAGUUAAGAGCAACGGGCACAAACCUAAAGUGUCGAAGCAUACAGCACAAGGAGUGAAGGCAAAGAGAAGCGCCGAAGAGAAACGAAAGUUACCACGAGAUACGAAGAAGCAGAAACGAAAACGGCAUCAAUCAAAUGCUGCAACAACAUCAAAGACCCGUCCGUCAGCUAAGAAUGGGGUCAUUCUCCCUAAUGACCUUCCAUUGUUUCGCAACCUUGAGAUGGACGACGGGACUGUGAUGGAUUUCUCGGUGCAUCGUGAGAAGGCACGAAAGGAGCGCGAAGCCAUGGGAAGUUUUCUUGACAAGUGCGCAUUGAUCUGGAAGAAUCAACAAAAAUCACUAUCUGUAGGAUAA